AUGCAUAUUAAGGCGCACCAGAAAGUGAGCUUAGAAUUGGAAAAAGGAAACGAGCUGGCGGACACAGAGGCAAAACAGGUGGCCAAAACGGAGGUAAGAACUGAAGGGGCUUUAAUCCCUGACGGACAAACCUCCCUAGAAGAUCCUCUCGAGUUUGUCACAGCCUCAGGAAGAGUUCAGAAACUCGCAGUCGGGAAGGCUUUGUCUAACGCCUUUCAGAUCCUCCUCGUAGUCCUAGAGAAUGGGAAAUUGGCCAUGGAGUACAAUUCCUCCCAAGAGGAGCCCGCAGACUCCCUAACAGAAGAGGAACUGAAGGGACUUGUUCAGGUCCAUGAAUUGUCCUUGGAGCGGUUUGACCUCGAAGAAGAAGUUUUGUCUGACCUCAGUUUUGAUGAUGAGCUCCCUGGCUGGGAGAUGCCAUCUAAUUAG
This is a messenger RNA of Opisthocomus hoazin, 429 nucleotides long. Lineage: Eukaryota; Metazoa; Chordata; Aves; Opisthocomiformes; Opisthocomidae. The record is from RefSeq and is a predicted model, not a curated record.